Messenger RNA from Aspergillus nidulans FGSC A4, 909 nucleotides. Its product is annotated as putative alpha-1,6-mannosyltransferase subunit. The transcript is spliced from 3 exons. Lineage: Eukaryota; Fungi; Ascomycota; Eurotiomycetes; Eurotiales; Aspergillaceae. Gene Ontology annotation, molecular function: glycosyltransferase activity. The record is from RefSeq and is a predicted model, not a curated record. The coding region runs from base 1 to 909 and encodes 302 amino acids. Gene Ontology annotation, cellular component: Golgi apparatus; membrane.
AUGCAAUUUGCCGUUCCACCUAGAAAGGGCUUUAGCCCUGCACCCUACGCUCGCACCUCAUUCCUCACCUUCCAGCGUCGCAAACAGCUUAAAACGAUCAUCAUUCUGAGUGUUACCUUUUUGGCUGUCUUCUUCCUCUUGUCGCAUCCUUUCUAUCCGAGCAUCAGGACUGCGGCAGGUCCAGUUGGAUCUCCUGGUGUCGUUAUCGUGACCCUUCUUGACCGAGCAAUGUACAGCGACACUUAUCUACAAAAGAUCAUCAAGAAUAGGGAAGAUUACGCCCAGCGGCAUGGCAAUUACCCGCGAAGUUGGGCUAUAGUCCCCGCAGUCCGACAUGCAAUGGCAUCGCAUCCUUCCGCAACGUACUUCUUCCACCUAGACGUGCAUGCGCUAUUCAUGAACUCAAACGAGUCGCUUGAAGCCCGACUUCUGAACAGGCAUCGACUAGAAUCUCUCAUGCGCCGGGAUGUCCCAGUUGUACCUCCGGACAGCAUCAUUAGGACAUUCUCUCACCUCCAGCCUGAAGACAUAGACCUGAUCAUCACCUCCGACGCAGAGGACUUGAGCACAGGCAGCUUUGUGCUUAAACAGGGCGACUUUGCUCGCUUCUUCCUCGAUACAUGGUUCGACCCUCUGUAUCGAAGCUAUAAUUUUGCGAAGGCAGAGACUCACAGUUUGGAACAUAUUGUCCAAUGGCAUCCAACUGUUUUGGCUCGAAUGGCUCUGGUUCCUCAGCGAGUUAUGAAUUCCUAUAGCAAGGAAUCCACUCGCGCUGCAGUGGAUGGCACAUACAAAGAUGGCGACUCGAUAAUCCGGUUCUUUGGUUGUGACACUGAUCCCAAUCGAGACUGCGAAAGAGAGAUGAAACCUUACUACAAUCUGUGGGCAACUAAGGUGGAGAUCAAAUAA